Molecule: messenger RNA, 410 nt
Organism: Ailuropoda melanoleuca (giant panda)
Lineage: Eukaryota; Metazoa; Chordata; Mammalia; Carnivora; Ursidae
Product: ATP-binding cassette sub-family A member 2-like
Exons: 2
Biological process (GO): lipid transport; transmembrane transport
Cellular component (GO): membrane; intracellular membrane-bounded organelle
Molecular function (GO): lipid carrier activity; ABC-type transporter activity
Source: RefSeq, a predicted model, not a curated record
CAGGCCGCACCAUCCUGCUGUCCACCCACCACAUGGACGAGGCCGACCUGCUUGGGGAUCGCAUCGCCAUCAUCUCCCACGGGAAGCUCAAGUGCUGUGGCUCCCCACUCUUCCUCAAGGGCACCUACGGGGACGGCUACCGGCUCACUCUGGUCAAGCGGCCUGCUGAGCCUGGGGACCCCCAAGAGCCAGGGCUGCCAGCCAGCCCCCCAGGCCGCACCCAGCUGAGCAGCUGCUCAGAGCCCCAGGUCUCCCAGUUCAUCCGCAAGCACGUGGCGUCCUGCCUGCUGGUCUCCGACACGAGCACAGAGCUCUCCUACAUCCUGCCCAGCGAGGCCGCCAAGAAGGGGGCCUUCGAGCGUCUCUUCCAGGUGUGGGCGGAGCGGGCUCAGAGGGGGUCCCUUCCCACG